Molecule: messenger RNA, 2385 nt
Organism: Aspergillus sclerotioniger CBS 115572
Lineage: Eukaryota; Fungi; Ascomycota; Eurotiomycetes; Eurotiales; Aspergillaceae
Exons: 2
Coding region: 382-2151 (589 amino acids)
Source: RefSeq, a predicted model, not a curated record
AUCAGGAACAUCUGAAGUGCGACGCUCUACCCAUCCGAUCUGCCUGAGGUGCUUGAUUCUCGCUUCUUACCUUCGCUUGCCAUGGAUUGAUUCUUCUUCUCUCAGUGGAUGUGUCUCUGACGUUACCCCACAUCUUUAUCUUUUUUUUCCCAUUGUUAUUUCCCCCUUCUUUUCACGCACUUGUUCACUCCUUUCUCUCCCCUGACCCCUAAAGACAUUGACCGCAUUAGGCGAUCACUUAAGUCCUAUCCGCACUGGGAUAGGCGGAAGCCUCAAGUAUCCGAUCGCCCUUUGCAAUCUUGACCCUGCCGGGCUUCGACUCUACGAAUUCCCUUGAUUUAUCAGAUCAGGUCUGAUCCAGGCCGUGCGUCUCAUGCCAAAAUGAUCCCUCAUCGGAGCACGGCUCUUAUUACCAUCAUUGUGUUCGUCGCCUUGGUCUUGGUCAUAUUCUCUUCCUCCCCGGCUUCUGAUCCUUCCUCUGGAGAAGAAGUCUCCGGCCCCGCCAAAUAUGUACCGAAAUUGCCUUCGUUUAGUGACCUGCAUCUGCCGUCCUUCCAUCCCACGGUGCAUACCCCUCCGGAGCCGCAACCCAACAGUACGAGCGGCGAAUCCAAGUGGUUCAGCGACUGGUCGUGGAUCAAUCCUUUUUCGUCGUCUAUCACCCUCGAUGAGAGCCGCACCGUCCUCCCUCCUCUCAGACAUCGGCCGUUCAUCUAUACCUAUUACGAGCCGAAUAAGGGAAACGAUCGCGAAGAGGAUAAUGCCGACGCACAGCUUCUUCUCGCCUGGCGUAGGGCUUGGUUUGCACAAGGAUUUCGUCCUGUCAUUCUAGGGCCCGGGGAGGCCAUGAACAACCAACUUUAUGAGCUCGUCCAGCCCAUGAACUUGAAGCCUGAGCUCGAAGCAGAAUUGUUUAGAUGGCUCGCAUGGGGGCACAUGGGUGAUGGUAUGCUUGCAGAUUGGCAUUGCUUUCCAAUGGCAAGGUACGAUGACGCACUGCUCACCUACUUGCGUCGUGGCACCGACCCUGCUCUUAUCACACGCUUCGACCGCAUUGGAAAUGCUCUCUUUGCUGGCGAGAAAUCAAGGAUCAAUGAUGCUAUCAAGAAGGCAAUAAAGAAGGUGAAUGACAAGUCCACCUCUAUGGUGGAACUGAUUCCCGCGGAUUUCUUCACGGUGGAAGACUCGAACGCGUUAGCUUUAUAUGACUCGGCUGCUAUUACCAGCUUCUACUCUGCAGUUGCCGAGAAGAUUGUUUCCUCACCUACCGCUGGACGAUUGGCGUUGGCGGAGCUAAUCAAUGCCCACUUGCACAACACUCUUCAGAAUGCCUUUCCAGCCGGCAUUGCCGUCUUAAAACCCUUUCCAGAGCAUACAACAGCGCUGGUAGAACCAGCCUUGCGGCUUGCCAAAGCUCUUGUCCAAUGUCCGAGCUCCCCCGUGCCGCGUUCAUGCCCUCCGAAUUUGCAGAAAUGCCAUCCCUGUGAUGCGGAAAAACCAAUGCAAAUCAGCCAACCGGCGACCUACAGGAAUACAACCCAGGUUUUUACCAUUGGAACACUCCCGCAUCCUUUUACGCUCAUUAGCCUGCAACAAGAUUCUACAGAAGUCACAACACGGCACAUUCGGCGCGAGACAGACCGUGAUGUGUGGUUGGCGGAAGUGACCAAGGAGCAUUUGGGGACUGAGAUCGGUGGCUCCCCAAGGGCUGUUGUUUUCAAGAGGGCUGUUGCCGAUGACGCCGUCGUUGGCACCUCUCUGUGGAUGACUGUCGAGACUCUGCCGCCUCAGGCUGGUCAAUCUUUGCCAUCCGAGCUUUUGGACGAGUUUGAAUGGCAAUUCGGGUUCCACAUCCCUCGUGAUGGCAAGGUUGAUGCGAAGAAUGAAGGAGAGACAAAGGAAUCCGUGCAACAGGCCAAUCCGAACGAGCAAGGUGUCGAGAAGGAGUACAACAUCUUGAAACAGGCUCGUGAGUUCCUGAAGGGCAAAGGGACUAACCGAGUCGGUAUCACCGAUGUGGCGGAGGCGUGGAAUUUGGCGGACACUGAAGUCUGGCGUUUUGUGAGAGCAUACCGGGCCCGAAGUGUCGUGGAACGCACGAAAUGGGAAGAGGAAGAAAGAGACUUUGUUGGAGCUAAGCCAAAAGUAUAAAGUGCCUCCUCGUUUGCACCUAUAUACAAACUACCGUCGCUUUCUGGUGUAGAUUUGUUUCUCUUUGAUCGCUUGUUGAAUCUUUUGAACUACGUGGAGUAUUAUGUUGAAUUACCACGGGACACGGGCCGGAGCAUUUGGAGCGGCGUUGAUUUGAUGCUGAAGAUACCUGUUCUUGCCUAGCUGUCGCCAAUUUGAGAGCGUUGGCUUUUAAUAAUCUAAAUUAUUCGUUGU